This is a messenger RNA of Eucalyptus grandis, 3592 nucleotides long. RefSeq names its product probable sucrose-phosphate synthase 1. The record is from RefSeq and is a predicted model, not a curated record. Gene Ontology annotation, molecular function: sucrose-phosphate synthase activity; sucrose synthase activity. Gene Ontology annotation, biological process: sucrose metabolic process. Lineage: Eukaryota; Viridiplantae; Streptophyta; Magnoliopsida; Myrtales; Myrtaceae. The coding region runs from base 257 to 3379 and encodes 1040 amino acids. The transcript is spliced from 13 exons.
AAAUCCCACAUUCGGGAGAACGCUUGACUCUGCAUCCCAACCGACCAGGACUCUCUCUCUCUCUCUCUCUCUCUCUCUACGUACAGUUGAAGCCGCCGUUGCCAGCACUCAGCAGCAGCUUAACUCGACUUCUCGUCCUCUGUCAUCUUCUUCAUCAACAAGCACCAGACAUGCAUGAGCACGCGAUCAGCUGAAAGACCUCUGUCUCUCUCUGUUUCUCUCUGUUUUUCUCUGUCUCUCUGUGUGCGGGUGGGAAAUGGCGGGGAACGAGUGGGUGAACAGCUACCUGGAGGCCAUCCUCGACGUCGGCCCGGCGCUCGACGACCCCAAGUCGUCGUCGCUGCUGCUGAGGGAGAGGGGCCGCUUCAGCCCCACCCGCUACUUCGUCGAGCAGGUCAUUACCGGCUUCGACGAGACCGACCUCCACCGCUCCUGGCUCCGGGCCGCGGCGACCCGGAGCCCGCAGGAGAGGAACACGAGGUUGGAGAACAUGUGCUGGAGGAUAUGGAAUCUCGCUCGCAAGAAAAAGCAGCUUGAGGGAGAGGAAGCUCAACGCAUCGCUAAGCGGCGUCUUGAACAUGAAAGAGGUCGUAGAGAGGCAACAGCCGACAUGUCCGAAGAUUUGUCAUCAGAAGGCGAAAAAGGGGAUUCGGCAACUGAUAUCUCGUCUCAAGGUGGAGAGAGGAUGCCUAGAACCGGCUCUGUUGAUAUCAUGGACAAAUGGGCUAGCAGACAGAAGGACUGCAAGCUUUACCUUGUCCUAAUAAGCCUUCAUGGCUUGGUACGUGGAGAAAACCUGGAGCUUGGCCGUGAUUCUGAUACCGGUGGGCAGGUUAAAUAUGUGGUGGAGCUUGCGAGGGCACUAGGCACAAUACCAGGAGUUUAUCGGGUCGAUCUGCUGACAAGGCAAAUAUCAGCUCCGGAUGUCGACUGGAGUUAUGGGGAACCGACAGAGAUGCUGAGGACAAGAAACUCUGAAUUUCCACUUCAGGAAAUUGGCGAAAGCAGUGGGUCAUAUAUCAUCCGAAUACCUUGCGGCCCUAGAAACAAAUAUGUACAAAAAGAACUUCUCUGGCCUCACAUUCCUGAAUUUGUUGAUGGUGCACUGAGUCACAUCACACAGAUGUCCAAAGUGCUGGGUGAACAAAUUGGUGGUGGCCGACCAGUUUGGCCUGCGGCUAUUCAUGGGCAUUACGCAGAUGCAGGUGAUGCUGCUGCUCUUCUUUCUGGAGCUCUAAAUGUACCCAUGCUUUUUACCGGUCACUCACUUGGGCGUGACAAGCUCGAACAGCUAUUGAAGCAAGGAAGACUGGCAGAGGAAAUAAAUACAGCAUAUAAAAUAAGGCGCCGGAUUGAAGCCGAGGAGCUUUCUCUUGACACUUCAGAAAUCAUCAUUACUAGCACAAGGCAGGAAAUAGAACAGCAGUGGCGCUUGUAUGAUGGCUUUGAUCCAGUAUUAGAGCGAAAACUAAGAGCAAGGAUUAAAAGGGGUGUCAGCUGUCAUGGAAGAUAUAUGCCGCGCUUUGUGGUAAUUCCUCCUGGAAUGGAAUUUCGUAAUAUCGUUCCCCAUGAUGGUGAUAUGAAUGGGGAAGUGGAAAAGAACCCCCCAAUUUGGCCUGAGAUAAUGAGAUUCUUUUCGAAUCCUCGCAAACCCAUGAUACUUGCUCUUGCCAGGCCAGACCCCAAAAAGAACAUCACCACUUUAGUUAAAGCAUAUGGAGAAUGUCACCAACUAAGAGAGCUUGCUAACCUUACUCUAAUUAUGGGGAACCGUGAUGACCUUGAUGAAAUGUCUACCACAAAUGCAGCUGUUCUUCUCUCCAUUCUUAAGCUAAUCGACAAAUAUAAUCUAUAUGGCCAAGUAUCGUAUCCAAAGCACCAUAAGCAAUCUGAUGUUCCUGACAUUUACCGUUUAGCCGCAAAAACAAAGGGGGUCUUCAUCAACCCUGCUUUAAUUGAGCCAUUUGGCCUCACUUUGAUUGAGGCAGCUGCUUAUGGUUUACCUGUUGUUGCCACCAAAAAUGGUGGUCCUGUUGAUAUUCUUCGGGUUCUGGACAAUGGACAACUUGUUGAUCCCCAUGAUCAGCAUGCAAUAGCCAAUGCUCUUCUUAAGCUAGUUUCAGAUAAGCAGCUAUGGUCAAGAUGUAGGGAGAAUGGACUUAAGAACAUUCAUCUUUUCUCAUGGCCAGAGCAUUGUAGGACAUACUUAUCUCGCAUAAUUAGUUGCAAACCAAGAGGGCCACAGUGGCAGAAUAAUGAUGACAAGUUAGAUAAAUCAGAAUCAGAUUCGCCAGGAGAUUCCUUGAGGGAUAUACAGGACAUAUCCCUGAAUUUGAAAUUUACAUUGGAUGGAGAGAAAAGUGAAGGGAACGCCACUUUCCUUGAAGAAAAUGCUGACGAUGCAAAGAGUAAUGUGGAGAACACUGUUUUGACGUUGGCAAAGGGUGUAUUGAGAGGAAUUGCAAAAGGCACGUCAACUGAGAAAGCUAAUGAGGAUAUUGGCGCCGGUGAUUUUUCGACAUUUAGGAGGAGAAAAUGGAUAUAUGUCAUUGCUGUGGAUUGUGAUGCCACUGCAGAUUAUAUUGACAUCAUUAAGAGGAUUAUGGAAGCAACAAGGAAGGAAAAUGCAGCUGGCUUUAUUCUAUCGACAGCCUUGACCAUAUUAGAGGUGCACUCGCUCUUAACAUCAGGAGGAUUGAACUUGACGGAUUUUGAUGCGUUCAUUUGCAGUAGUGGUAGUGACUUGCUCUAUCCAUCAUCAAGCUCUGACGAUGGCCCUUCGGGGCUUCCCUUUGUCAUUGACCUUGAUUACCGUUCACAUAUUGAAUAUCGUUGGGGUGGGGAAGGGCUGAGGAAGACAUUGGUACGUUGGGCAGCCUCCAUUAAUGACAAGAAGAAUGGAGAAAACAUUGUUGCAGAAGAUGAAUCAGGAUCAAGUUCAUAUUGCUUUUCAUUUAAAGUGGAAGAUCAUGAUCUGAUUCCCCCAGUUAAGGAACUCAGAAAACUGAUGAGAAUCCAGGCACUUCGUUGCCAUGUUGUGUGCUGUCAGAAUGGCAGGAAACUCAACGUUAUCCCUGUUUUGGCAUCUCGAGUUCAAGCUCUAAGGUAUCUUUUCGUCCGGUGGGGCAUGGAUCUGUCGAAGUUCGUCGUGUUCGUAGGAGAAUGCGGCGACACGGACUAUGAGGGACUGAUCGGCGGAGUCCAUAAAACCGUGAUACUCAGAGGAUUAGGCUGUGAAUCUCGUAAGUUGCACGCUCAUAGGGGUUACCCUCUCGAGCAUGUCGUUCCAUACGACAGUCCCAACGUCGUAGAGGCCGAAGGAUCUGAUGUCAACAGCAUUACGGAAGCAUUAGCCAAAUUAGGAGUGACGAGGACGUAGCUUCUCCCAGUUUGUGCAUUCCUUUUGUCUAUAACCAAUUGGCUUGUAGAAUAAAAAACUAAGCCUGGUUUGAACAGAGACAUGGAGUCUCAGUGAUUCAACGUCAACACCGAGGCCAUGGGAACUAUGCAAGUAGCUUUUUUGAGAUGAUGAAUUAUUGUCUAGAAAAACAUGUUACGGCGUGAAUAAUAACCAUUCUAUUUUAGAAAUUAA